UCUAUAAAUCCCUCCACCUUCUCCGACCUCCUCAUCGUCAAAAUCACAUACACAAGAAGAGCGUGGAAGAGAGGGAGGAGAGGGGAGAGAGCAAUGCCGACGGGGAGGUUGAGCGGCAACAUCACGCAGGACUGGGAGCCGGUGGUGCUGCGGCGGACGAAGCCGAAGGCGGCGGACCUUAAGUCGACGAGGGCGGUGAACCAGGCGAUGCGGACGGGGGCGCCGGUGGAGACGGUGCGGAAGGCGGCAGCGGGCACGAACAAGGCGGCGGCGGGGGCGGCGGCGCCCGCGCGGAAGCUGGACGAGUCGACGGAGCCGGCGGGGCUGGGGCGCGUGGGCGCGGAGGUGCGCGGCGCGAUCCAGAAGGCCCGGGUGGCGAAGGGGUGGAGCCAGGCGGAGCUCGCCAAGCGCAUCAACGAGCGGGCGCAGGUGGUGCAGGAGUACGAGAGCGGCAAGGCCGUCCCCGUCCAGGCCGUGCUCGCCAAGAUGGAGCGCGCGCUCGAGGUCAAGCUCCGCGGCAAGGCGGUCGGCGCGCCGGCCGCGCCCGCCGGCGCCAAGUGAAUCCUUCGUGGCCGGAAUCGCACCUCCGAUCCCUCCUAGUUAGGCGUUGAUCCGUUUGUGAAUGUGCAGUUUGUUUGUGUUCUUGGCUUAAUUUUGGGGGGAAACUAUGAUAUGCUAACUGGCUCAGACGCAUGUGAAGUGAUGAUGGCUAGAAAUUGAAUUUCCGUUGGAUUUGUGAACACAUAGUUUAGUUGAAGCGCUUUUCGAUCCGGUUGUGUUCAAUCGUCGUUGUGCUCUGCUUCUAGUUGUGACUAGCUUUGUUCUCUGCUCAUAUUUCAUUGAUUGAUCCAA
Oryza sativa Japonica Group (Japanese rice) is the source of this 852-nucleotide messenger RNA. Its product is annotated as multiprotein-bridging factor 1c. Gene Ontology annotation, molecular function: DNA binding. NCBI's taxonomy places the organism in Eukaryota, Viridiplantae, Streptophyta, Magnoliopsida, Poales, Poaceae. The record is from RefSeq and is a predicted model, not a curated record. Gene Ontology annotation, cellular component: nucleus.